GACGACCCCGUCCGCGUGCUUCUGCUGCGUCUGUCUCUGUGUCGGACGCGCGUAGACUAGGACACUGUGUUUGGUCGCAUUUGGCAGCGGCGGUCUGCCAUCUCCGCUAAGAUGAUGAUGAUGGCCAAUAAUAAUUCCGGCGAGGCGAAGGGGGGCAGUAGCGCCGGGAACGCCCAACCGAACGAGGCUGCUGGUGGAGGUGGUGGUGGCAGUGGCGGAGGUGAAGAGUCUGGUAGUGACGGCGGUGGUGGUGGCGGCAGUGCCAACGCCAGCACCGGUGACAAUGAAGUGAAUAUACGGCGCGGUCUGGAUGUGAUACAGAGCAUGAUCGAUAUUUCGGCUGACCGGCUCGAAGGACUGCGGACGCAGUGCGCCACCAGCGCUGAGCUGACGCAGCAGGAAAUCCGCACGCUCGAGACGAAGCUCGUGAAGCUCUUCUCCGAUCUGUUAAUUACUAAAUCGAAGCUCCCGGAGCGGUUGCCCGCCCGGGGCCUGCCCGCCACCGGGAAUGAACUCAAGCAAUGGCUCAGGGUCGUCGGUCUGAGCUGUGCAUCACUCAACGCUGUGAUACAACAGGUCAGCACGCUCGAGGGACUGCUGGAGAAGGAUGACAAGGAGCUGCGGACAAUCAUGGGCAACAAUGUGUACGUCCGGGAAGAGGAAAUCAAGCGGUUGACGCGCGCCUCCGGCAACUUGAAGCGCUACCGAGAGCAGCUCGAGGCUGUGGCUGGUGGGCGCAAAGUGAAUGCGGGUGAUGCGAUGCACGAUCUCUUCUGGGACUCCUGGGACCGCCAACCGGCCUGCCAUCGCACGUCGCCCCGCGUGAACCGCUCGUUGGCCGGGGCCAAGUGCAACAAGCCGAAUGUAAACUAUCGUCACAACAACGGACCACCGAUGGCGGCAGUGCCCAGCGGCGGAGAGUUUCAUGCUGACCAACACAUCACCAGCCCGCAGUCGGAGGAAUCGAUGCAGCAGCACCAUGAACAGCUGCUCAAUCCGCAUCACACCAUCUCCCCGGACGAAGCGUCGACCAGCGGCUGCACUCCCUCGCCAUCGCCCCCGAACUCGCCCUCCAGUGUGAUGCUGCACGGCAAGCAACAGCAGCAGCAGAACCGCAAGGGUUUCCCCACGACGCCACCGCCCAAGCGGAAACAUCAGACCGCGCUGCUCACCUCUUCCUCUUCGUCCUCCGCUUCCUCGGCGUCCACCGUAACAGGGACGGCGACGGUCACCACAACGCAGUCGGCAGGUGCCGUCGCUGCUUGCGCCGGAGGCACCAAUCCUGCGGAUGCCGCUUCCGCUGCGGCCCUAACCAAAUCGAAAUCCCACGAAUCGCAGUUUGGCGGCGGUGGUGGCGGUGGUGCUGCUGGUGCCAACAACAAUCACGCCGUCAACAACAACAACAACAAUAAUAACAACGGUAGCAGCGCUGGUCCGGGUGGAGGAGCCAACAACAAUCCGCUUUAUCUCGUCAACAAUAACAACAACAUUCCAACGCACGUGGUACCGCUGGGGUCGAACCACGAAACCGGAGGUCCGGCCGUCGUCACGUCGACAACGACGACGACACCCGGCAACAACAUUCUAAGCGAAAGUGGGACGCUGAUGGCCGCCAAUCAGCGGCCGAUGGGCAACGGAAGUGCCGGCAAUCGGAUGGGAACGUUCCCACGCAGUCGGCUGCACACGGAACCGACCAUCACCAGUAGCAACACUAUGGUGUCCCCAUCGGGUGGCACCACGCAGCCGGAUCAUCUUUCCCAUCCGCCGCAGCACCAUCACCACCACCACCCCCACCACCAUCAUCAUCUGCACCACGGUGCGCCACAUCAUCACCCUCCGUCGUAUCAUCACCAUCUGCAGCAGCAAGCAACAAGCGGCGGCCAGUCGGAGGGUGGCGAGUACGGCGCCGGCGACGGGCCGCCGAUCAUCGGCCACAGCAGCGUGCCACCCAAGUCGCCCUGCACACCAAUCAUCACGCGCGGCAUGGGCCACAUGAUACAGCACCGGUUCACGAAGAAGUUCAAGGUCACCAAGAGCACGUGCGAUCUCUGCAACAAGCAAAUGUUCUUUGGCUACAAAUGCACCGAGUGCAAGUAUCGGUGCCACCGGGACUGCAUGCAAAAUGUGCCACCAUCGUGCGGCCUGCCGCAGGAGUUUGUGGACGAGUUCAAGAAGUCGCUCCAAUCCGACACCCUUCUCCCGACGAGCGUCUCGCCCAACAUUGGGCGGCCCCCCGGCGGAGGCACGAUCCCCGGAGCCGGUGGCGGUGGCAUGAUGUAUGUCGCGAGUGCGCGGGCCGGGACACUGGUGCGAGGCCCGAUGCACGCGAUUCACGCUUGCGGUGGCCCGGACAGUAGCUCGGCCGGUUCGAGCUGCAACAGCUCGUCCCCCUCGAGCCCGGCACUGCUCUCGCUGCCGCCGCAAACACCCGGCACUUCACGCCAGUUCAAUUUUCCCGAGGUGCCCAACGGCCAAGGGGUGGCCGGUGGUAGCAUGAUGAUGGUGUCAACGAUUUCGACCACAGGCGGCAGCUCAUUGAUAGCGAGCGGCGGCGGAGGCAGUCUGGGCAGUGGUGGCAUCACGAUUGAAACACAUCCCAUCGGUGUCUCUUCCGGCGGUGGCGUGCACGCGGUGCGAAGUGUAGGCAGCAGCGGUUACGGUGGAGAUAGCGGUGCUACCAUCGAGAUCCCCACGCUGCAAUUCUCGGACAUUCCCGAUCACGGGGCCGUGUUGGGCGGCGAAAACGAUAAGACGGGUUCAGCGAGUGCUACCAGCACCGACUCGUCCUCCGACCGCACACCGAUCCGACUCGAUUCGACCGAGGAGCGCGACCACGAAAGUAGCUGGCGGCAGAACAGUCUGUCCAAGGAGUGGGACAUCCCGUACGACGACCUGCACCUGAAGGAGAAGAUCGGCAACGGGCGGUUCGGCACGGUGCAUCGGGCCCUCUGGCACGGCGACGUCGCCGUGAAGCUGCUCAAGGAGGACUAUGUGGCCGGCGAUCCGACACUCGAGGCGUUCAAGCUCGAGGUCGCCACGUUCAAGAAGACGCGCCACGAAAACGUGGUUCUGUUCAUGGGCGCUUGCAUGAAUCCACCGCGGCUCGCGAUCGUCACCUCGCUGUGCAAGGGCAACACGCUCUUCACGCACAUCCACCUGCGCAAGGACAAGUUCAACCUGAACCGCACCACCCUGGUGGCGCAACAGAUCUCGCAGGGCAUGGGGUACCUGCACGCGCGCGGCAUCGUCCACAAGGACCUCAAGACGAAGAACAUCUUCCUCGAGAACGGCAAGGUGAUCAUCACCGACUUUGGGCUGUUCAGUGCGACCAAGCUGCUGUACUGUGAGCUGGGGCUCGGCAUUCCGAGCGGCUGGCUUUGCUACCUGGCUCCGGAGCUGAUGUGCAACCUGACAGCGUACCGCCCCGUCGAGGGCGAUCUGCCGUUCACGCCGGCCUCGGACAUCUACGCGUUCGGCACCGUCUGGUACGAGCUGCUGUGCGGCGAGUUUCCCUUCAAGUCGCAGCCGGCCGAAUCGAUCAUCUGGCAGGUUGGGCGCGGCAUGAAGCAAACCCUCGCCAAUCUGCAGGCUUCGCGCGACGUCAAGGACAUUCUGAUAAAGUGCUGGAACUACCAUGCGGACGACAGGCCCGACUUUGCCAAACUGCUGAACCUCCUCGAGCGCCUCCCGAAGAAGCGGCUCGCCCGAUCCCCCUCGCAUCCCGUGCAACUGUCGCGCUCGGCAGAAUCAGUGUUUUAGAGUGGCGGCACAUCGGCGUAGGGCGAAAGAGAAACCUUACCACACAAGUCCUGAGAAAAACAUCCCUCACUGAUAAGAAACACCCCCCCUCCACACACACUGUGCUUUCUCUACGCGUUCCCCGUUUUCAGAUUUUGCCGCGCACUUCCUAACGGUCGAUGCGUGGCGCAAAACAGUGUUUCCGCGAUAGACUUUCGCAUCCAUUAAGGCGAAGAUAGAAGGCAAAUAUAGUAAAUAUAUGCAGCAGACGAUUGCAGAAAUGAUCGGAAACGAAAGAGAGGGAGAGAGAGUGAUAGGGUCAGGGGAGAGCAGUGUCGAAAAAUGCUAGGAAAAAGGCAAAUAUGAAAAAAGAAUGAAACCAACAACCAAACAUGAGAACAAAUU
Molecule: messenger RNA, 4143 nt
Organism: Anopheles bellator
Lineage: Eukaryota; Metazoa; Arthropoda; Insecta; Diptera; Culicidae
Gene: ksr
Product: cyclin-dependent kinase 12
Exons: 3
Coding region: 112-3759 (1215 amino acids)
Biological process (GO): protein phosphorylation
Molecular function (GO): protein kinase activity; ATP binding
Source: RefSeq, a predicted model, not a curated record